AUGGUGGUGGGCGAAACCAACGGAACCAGUGUCGCACAAAGCCACAGAGAAACUAUGAAGUCCAUGAUGGCAGAGGAGCGCUCAAGAGAGACAUGUGUCGGGACCUCUAACGGCAUGAUGAUCUCAGAGGUCCUUGUGCCUCGGUUACUCAAAAUUGCGCACGAGUCUGGAGUGUUGGCAAUGGCCGCGGGCUCUGGUCCCCUAGAAUUGAAGCCCUCGAGCUCCCCGAACCUCUUGGAGAUGGCGAACGGCACGCGUUGCGCGGAGCAGAUCCUCAGUUACGGAGAGGUGGAGAAAGUGCUGAUCGGCGGGGUGCUGACCAUGCUCACGCUCAUCACCAUCUGCGGGAACCUGUUGGUGGUCAUCUCCGUGUGUUUCGUGAAAAAGCUACGGCAGCCCUCCAACUAUCUCAUCGUGUCUCUCGCGCUCGCGGACCUCUCUGUUGCGCUCGCGGUGAUGCCGUUCGUCAGCAUCACGGACCUGAUCGGUGGCCGGUGGAUUUUUGGCAAGUUCUUCUGUAACGUGUUCAUAGCCAUGGACGUGAUGUGCUGCACCGCGUCUAUCAUGACACUUUGCGUCAUUAGUAUUGACAGGUACCUGGGCAUCACCAGACCCCUAACUUACCCAGUGAGGCAGAAUGGCUGGUGUAUGGCCAAAAUGGUGCUCUCCGUGUGGCUUCUGUCUGCUUCAAUCACCCUGCCACCGCUCUUUGGUUGGGCUCAGAAUGUGAACGAUGACCAGGUGUGUCUGAUCAGCCAGGACUUUGGCUACACCAUUUACUCCACGGCUGUUGCUUUUUACAUCCCCAUGACCGUCAUGCUGGUCAUGUAUUACCGCAUCUACCGUGCCGCCAAGCUCAGUGCUGCCAAACACACCAUCGCUGGCUUUCCUCGUGCUAGAGAGGAAGAGGAGGAUGAGCAGGAAUUGGGAGGCGGUAAUGGUAUGGAGGAAUCUGUGGGAGUUGAUUGCGUAACCGUGGCAAUCAAGCUUCAAAGGGAAGUGGAAGAGUGCACAAGACUACCUCGCAUCCUUCGGGGAGUGGACCGGAGGAGCAUCUCCAUAUUCAAACGGGAACAGAAGGCAGCGGCCACACUUGGGGUGGUGGUAGGAGCAUUCACCAUCUGCUGGCUGCCGUUUUUCCUCCUGUCUCUAUCCCGGCCCUUCGUCUGUGGAACAGAGUGUAGCUGUAUCCCAUUAUGGGUGGAGAGAACUCUGCUGUGGUUGGGCUAUGCCAAUUCACUUAUCAAUCCCUUCAUCUACGCUUUCUUUAACCGGGACCUGCGCACCACCUACCGAAGCCUGCUCAGCUGUCGUUACCGUAACAUUAAUCGUAGGCUGUCAGCCGCCGGCAUGCACGAGGCCCUUCGGCUGGUGGAAAGGCCAGAUGUGGUUGCCUCUGGGUGA
Molecule: messenger RNA, 1404 nt
Organism: Myxocyprinus asiaticus (Chinese sucker)
Lineage: Eukaryota; Metazoa; Chordata; Actinopteri; Cypriniformes; Catostomidae
Product: 5-hydroxytryptamine receptor 7-like
Exons: 2
Coding region: 1-1404 (467 amino acids)
Biological process (GO): smooth muscle contraction; circadian rhythm; G protein-coupled receptor signaling pathway, coupled to cyclic nucleotide second messenger
Cellular component (GO): membrane; dendrite
Molecular function (GO): neurotransmitter receptor activity; G protein-coupled serotonin receptor activity
Source: RefSeq, a predicted model, not a curated record